UCCAAUUUAUAAGUGAGUGCGAUUCGCAGCACCAGCCAGCACCACUUGCCACGAAGAGCGAGCAUGGAUAGGAGGGCGUGCGCUUCCUUGCUCGUGCUCGUCGGCGUCCUACUCGCUCUGGCAGGCCCCGUCGCCGGCGGGAUGAAGGCAACGUUCGCAGCCGGUGCAGGGGUCGGGGACGCUGCGGUGCUGCGGCGGCUGAUGUCGACGAGGCUGGAGGACGGCGUCGCGCCGGAGCUCACGGUGGACCUGGAGCUGCACCGCCGCGUCCUGGCCGGCGCCUUCAAGCCGCAGGUCUUCAACCCCGACCGGGCAGCCUGCCCGCGGUCGUGCCCGGCGCCCGGGAGGCCGUACGUCGGACGGGGCUGCGAGGACAUAUACCAGUGUCAUCACUGAGCGAUCGGUUUCUCAAGUGAUCGCCAUGGAUGGACGCGUGCGAGCUUAUCAAUCGGUUCGUGUGCCUUUCCUCUGGCUUGAUCCCUCGCUGAAGUCUUCAUCGCAUUGCUAGCUACUGUUGCUAUUUGCUGUAUCUUGAAAUAAUGUACGCGUCACUGUUCUCUUGGUAGUGCAGAUGAUGACAAAGAAUUGUUAUGACUAUAUCAAUCUUCAGAAUUUGUGGUUGCCAUUGCCAGUAUGAAUAAUAAGGUCUACAUUUUAAUUUCUUCUUA
Molecule: messenger RNA, 668 nt
Organism: Panicum hallii
Lineage: Eukaryota; Viridiplantae; Streptophyta; Magnoliopsida; Poales; Poaceae
Exons: 1
Coding region: 64-396 (110 amino acids)
Source: RefSeq, a predicted model, not a curated record